CGCUGUGUCACGAGAGGUGGUUCAUUUUGUGUUUAUUGUGGCUUUGCGUGUUUGCUGUCUGUAAACUGUCAGUCACUUUAUACUGCGCUAACUAUGUACAGAGAAGAUGUCUGGAAAUCCCGCACAGCUCAAACCGGACGUUAAUGUGUUGAGCGCCGAGCAGCAAGAAAAACUGCGGCUCUUCAAGAUACAGACGCGAGUCGACAAUGAGAAGUAUUUAAGGUCUCACCCGGAAGUUGAGCUGUUAAUAGGUGACUUUUUGAGAGAUGUUCUUCUUAAAAGGCCAGUUGAUAUCCAGGAAUUUGCUGCAAGUCACUUCACCAACCCAAACCUUCAUGUGGUUAUUGGCUCCAAACUGGAAGAAAACACUGGCACGAACUGAAACAUGGCCACCACUCACUGCUCAGAGCUGUUUUUUGUGACGCUCUGUACACAGAGCAAUGAAGGUAAUAAAAUUUGUAACAGUUAAUGCAUUAGUGCAUUGGUAGAGUUGUUGUCAGCAGGCCCUAAGGAGUGCCUGAGUUCCACUGACUUUGUUCCAACAUCAAGGAUGCAGUGUUUUUGACUGUAUUUGAACUUAAAUUUAUUGCAUGUUUACCACCAGCUUUUGAGUUGGUAAAGACAGAAAAUUGCAUAAACUGAGAAUUGUCUAACUCAGAUAGAAAUACAUCUGUUUUGAAGGUACAAAACAUUUCUCAUUAUAUAUAGUACACCUUUUAAUGUAGUAGUUGAGGUAGAGAAGCUCUCCAACAAUCUAUUAAUACAAAGAGAUGCAGUUUGUUUCAUUUGUAUCAGCUACAGUGAAUGAUUGUUUUGAUGUUCAUUUAUUCUGUACUGUUUAAAUUAGUUGUUAGUCUGAAAUGCCCAUUACAGUUAGAAAAUUCUAAGGAGAUAUUU
Messenger RNA from Thalassophryne amazonica, 897 nucleotides. It is a transcript of the gene riiad1, whose product is annotated as RIIa domain-containing protein 1. Lineage: Eukaryota; Metazoa; Chordata; Actinopteri; Batrachoidiformes; Batrachoididae. The transcript has 4 exons. The record is from RefSeq and is a predicted model, not a curated record. The coding region runs from base 107 to 382 and encodes 91 amino acids.